GCUGGUCACUCCCCAAAGACCACUGCAGAAGUCAGUAGAAAUUAAUGGCAAUCGAUUCGGGCUCUGGUUGGUGAUUCGAAUCAAUUGGCUAUUGGCCUUCUCCUUUUCCUGUUUUCUCUUUCUUCCCUCCCAAAUGGCUAUGGCGGUGCCGGUGGCGUUCUACCUGGUGGUUCUCCUGUUCGGUAGUCUGCCGGCGGUCAGAUUUACCGCCGGUCAACAGGAUCCGCCAAAGCGGCUGCGAUUCGGCAAAAAUGGAGCGUUUAAGAUACUGCAAGUAGCGGAUAUGCAUUAUGCGAAUGGGAAAGCUACGCCAUGUGAGAACGUUCUUCCGAGUCAGUUGGCUUCUUGCUCCGACCUCAACACCACGACCUUCCUUCGCCGGCUGAUUCUUGCUGAGAAACCUGAUUUCAUCGUUUUUACUGGGGACAAUAUCUUCGGAUUUGAUGCAACGGAUGCAGAAAAAUCUUUGAAUGCGGCAUUUGCUCCAGCAAUUGCCUCAAAUAUUCCAUGGGCCGCCGUUCUUGGGAACCAUGACCAAGAAUCUACGCUUUCAAGGGAAGGGGUAAUGAAGCAUAUAGUUGGCUUGAAAAAUACUCUCUCUAAGGUCAAUCCGUCGGAAGUAAAAUUCAUUGACGGAUUUGGGAAUUACAACCUCGAUGUUGGUGGAGUUGAGGGCUCUGGUUUUGAGAACAAAUCUGUUAUGAAUCUGUACUUUCUUGAUAGUGGUGAUUACUCCACAGUUCCUUCUAUACCUGGCUACGGAUGGAUCAAACCUUCUCAGCAACUUUGGUUCCAGCUUACUUCUGCCAAUCUUAGGAAGGCAUACAUGAACAAACCAUUUGCCCAAACAGCUGCAGCACCUGGGCUGGCAUAUUUUCACAUACCACUGCCUGAGUAUGCCAGUUUUGAUUCAACAAAUUUCACUGGUGUGAAAAUGGAAGCAGGGAUCAGCUCUCCUUUAGUGAACUCAGGGUUCUUCACCACCAUGGUGGAAGCAGGGGACGUGAAAGCAGUGUUCACAGGCCACGAUCACCUCAAUGACUUCUGUGGGGAGCUCACUGGGAUUAACCUGUGCUAUGCCGGAGGGUUCGGGUACCACGCCUAUGGCAAGGCCGGGUGGUCCAGGAGAGCCAGAGUGGUGGUGGCUAACUUGGAAAGAACAGCAAAUGAAAACUGGGAAACUGUCAAAUCCAUCAAAACGUGGAAGCGCCUCGACGAUCAACGUCUCACUGCCAUUGAUGGUCAGGUCCUGUGGAGCAAGAGCUCUGCUGCUGCUGGUGUCGGAAAAUGAGUUACAUCUGCUCACGAGAAGCAAAAACUCAUCUAAUAUAUCAGCUAUCAACCUUGCAGAAACAUUUUUUUUCUUUUUUCUUCUUCUAUGGUCACUGUAAUGUGAUUGUCAAUUUUAUAACCAUCAGAUACAAAGUAGGUUUUUUAAAAAAAUUAUGUAAGACUGAUAAUUUUAUUGUAUUAAUUA
This is a messenger RNA of Momordica charantia (bitter melon), 1477 nucleotides long. Lineage: Eukaryota; Viridiplantae; Streptophyta; Magnoliopsida; Cucurbitales; Cucurbitaceae. The record is from RefSeq and is a predicted model, not a curated record.